This is a messenger RNA of Branchiostoma floridae (Florida lancelet), 777 nucleotides long. RefSeq names its product growth factor receptor-bound protein 2-like. NCBI's taxonomy places the organism in Eukaryota, Metazoa, Chordata, Leptocardii, Amphioxiformes, Branchiostomatidae. The record is from RefSeq and is a predicted model, not a curated record. Gene Ontology annotation, molecular function: protein binding.
CACUGCGAGUAAACUAAUUUGCAUAUCUGGAGGAAGGGAGUCGAAGUCGCUCCAUUUCCGGGCCUCUCGUACUGGAUUUUUCCCAACUUUGCCAAACUUCUGGGACUUCGUCACACUUCUUGAGGAGUUACCGGGGUUCCUCGGAAGGAUACGGAGACAUCUGGGGCCGCCUGUGAGAUUCGGGAGCGUUGUUUGCGGGGGAAGUUUGUCCGUGUGCCGUCGGUUCUUCAACACACGGACCACCGUCCAUUUUCAGUUCGCCGUGCGGGCCCAGCUUGAACAGACUUGGCACGGGAGAGUGGCCGUCCCACCAUGGAAGCUAUGGCGAAAUAUGACUUUAAAGCCACGGCAGAAGACGAACUGAGCUUCGCCAAGGGCUCCAUAUUGAAGAUUCUGAAUCUAGAGUAUGACCAGAACUGGUACAAAGCAGAGCAGAACGGGAAGGAGGGAUUCGUACCCAAGAACUACAUACAGAUGAAGCCACACGAGUGGUUCCACGGCAAAAUUAGCAGACAGAUGGCAGAGGAGAGACUAAUGAAACAGGAGAUGGACGGUGCCUUCUUGAUACGGGAAAGCGAGAGUUCGCCGGGCGACUUUUCACUUUCAGUCAAGUUUCACAAGGAAGUGCAACACUUCAAAGUUCUAAGGGACGGAGCGGGGAAGUACUUUCUCUGGGUCGUCAAGUUCAACUCCCUGAACGAGCUAGUAGAGUAUCACCGGUCCUCCUCCGUCAGCAGAACACAAACCAUCUUUCUGAAGGACAUGGAGACGAAAAAG